Danio aesculapii is the source of this 506-nucleotide messenger RNA. It is a transcript of the gene dynlt1b, whose product is annotated as dynein light chain Tctex-type 1b. Gene Ontology annotation, molecular function: dynein intermediate chain binding. Gene Ontology annotation, cellular component: cytoplasm; cytoplasmic dynein complex. Gene Ontology annotation, biological process: microtubule-based movement. The transcript is spliced from 5 exons. The record is from RefSeq and is a predicted model, not a curated record. NCBI's taxonomy places the organism in Eukaryota, Metazoa, Chordata, Actinopteri, Cypriniformes, Danionidae. Bases 27 to 368 code for a protein of 113 amino acids.
CAGGCUGACGACAACAACGAGCAAACAUGGACGACGAUCAGAUAGUAGAAGAGAGCGCGUUUAUAGUGGAUGAAGUGAGCAGCAUCGUGAAAGAGUCUCUAGAAGCGGUGAUUGGCAGAAACACGUAUGAACACAAGCGUGUGAGCCAAUGGACGUCCAGCGUGGCGGAGCAGUGUCUCGGGCAGCUCAGCAAACUGGGCAAACCCUUCAAAUACAUCGUCACGUGCAUCAUCAUGCAGAAGAACGGCGCUGGCCUUCAGUCGGCCUCCUCCUGCUUCUGGGACAACACCACAGAUGGAAGCUGCACAGUCAGAUGGGAGAAUAAAUACCUCUACUGCAUCGUCAGUGUUUUCGGACUCGCCAUCUAGAGGAUUUACAACACACACACACACUCACAAGUAUACACCCAGUCACACGCACAAAAUCAAAAAUACAUGCACACAAACAGUCACAAUCAUACACACACACACACCCACGAUCACAAAUACACACCCACAGUCACACAC